Daldinia vernicosa is the source of this 1478-nucleotide messenger RNA. RefSeq lists its product as uncharacterized. Lineage: Eukaryota; Fungi; Ascomycota; Sordariomycetes; Xylariales; Hypoxylaceae. The coding region runs from base 110 to 1201 and encodes 363 amino acids. The transcript is spliced from 2 exons. The record is from RefSeq and is a predicted model, not a curated record.
UUAUAUUUCCGCUGCUUGCUAUUCUUAUAUUGCAACUGAUUGAUUAGCUAUGCGUAACGGUACUAUAAUAACGAUAUCGCGUGGGGUUUAGGCAAGCCAAUCGAAUUUGAUGGAUCUCAGCACUGUAGGUGCUGUUGUCGAGGCUCUGGUUGCAACAUACGCAGCCGGCCUAGAAUACUACACCAAAUGGCAACACCGAAAAUGGCAGGAGAAUCACUACGAGAAUCAUGACAGAGGUAACCUGGGCCGAACCAAUACGUGUGCUUUAAGCACGUCUUUGAGUUUCUCCCCAACCAAAAUUAAGGAGGCAUUUGAUAGCGGGGUAGACAUCUUCGGCACUGGAUUCUCUGUUGGAGACGAUAUAUGCCGCGAGAGUUUAGAACGCGACCUCGAACGUCUACAGGAGCGCAUAUAUGUUCUACGCAAAGCCACUCGUGCCGACAAUGGCUCACUUGAGCUAUUCGAAGCUAUUCGUAUAUCGGAAAGUGUUCGUAUCUCCUGUUUGACCGCCCUCGCUAGCCAAUAUAAGCGAGUUGCUGUUGGCCGUCUGGUGCCACAAAUCCUGCCCGGAGUCAAACGGCGGUCGAGACUUAGUGUUAUAACAUCUGAAGAAGAUAUGGGCAAUCCAGCCGUUAAUAAUAACAGUAGCGGUAUUGAUGGCGACGCAGCCGGGUACGCACAGUCAAAAUACCGCGGAGAAAGCCCUACCAAGCCGCCGAAUUCUCAAUCAGAACCCCCGUCCCCGCCACUGACUCCCAAGCAAAUUCCAGACGAUCUACAAUCAAUCCACACAACAAUCACUUCUGAUUAUGGUCCGCAACCAAAAAAUAGCGUAUUUAGCAUGUUUUGCCCUGAGGCGUUAGGAUAUCAAGUCAAUCUUCGAAAGGCAAUGCCAGAAAACCAGAACUGCAGAUGUGGAUAUGAUUGGAACGGAGUGCAGACCAAAGAUAAGACCGCAUUCAUACUGAAGGAAGGGUUUGAGAUUACAGCCCGAUUCCUUGGAAAAUCCCAUUGCGACGGCGGGUUUGGGUGCGUUUUAUGUACAUCAAGCGGCAGAACAGAGAAGUACGCAAGGGUUGAAGAUUUGAAGGAUCACAUAAACGCUUCUCAUACCAAGUGGCAAUUGCUUCACGAUCAAGACAUGGCCGGCCAAUACGUAGGAAGUAGCAGUUCGACGGCCUCCCCUACGCCAUCAAGUUGAUCACCGUCUUGACCAAGUCCUUUCAUGUUUAUUUUCUGGUUGUUUUAGCAAGCGUUGUGGAAGUUUCGGCGUCGGUAUUAGCUCUUCUGGUUAUGUUAUUAGAGAUACCCAGGAUAGUAGCUAGUUGGAAGUCAUCAUAAACAAAAUCAUGCGUAUUUAUAUGUAUAUCUUUAGAAAUUCCUGUCGAGUCCUCGCCUUUCACUAUGUAUUGUCCAUGUAUAUACCCGAUCUCGUUAUUUUGGUCAUUACUCUAGGUUGCACCUCACCCUCGACGCGC